CGUCUCGCCACACAACAGUCCUAUCGCUGAACCGAACAAUUCGUCAUACAAAAUAUGCCGAGACUGUGAUGUGUCUGAAUCGACCUUGCGUCUAUAUUCUUUGAUGAAACUAAAAGAAGAAGAAAAAUUAACCUAAAACUGAUUGCAUGUUGCAUGCUUGUUGCUUGUAAUAAACACAAACACAAUAUAAACUAAACUAAACUAAAAUCUUCAAAAUAUACUAUGCCUACUAAAAAAGGCAAUACACUCCUUUAUAAGGGUAGCAACUACUUAAGACAAAGAUUAAUUCUCUCAGUUUUAAGUGGAAAACCUGUUCAAAUAUCUGAAAUACGAAUACAAGAAGAUGAACCAGGUUUAAAAGAGUUCGAAGUUAGUUUAAUAAGAUUAUUAGAUAAAGUUACAAAUGGUACAGUAAUUGAAUUAAAUGAAACAGGAACAUCAUUAUAUUUUCAACCUGGUCUGCUUUAUGGAGGUGAAAUAGAACAUGACUGUUGUACAGAAAGAGCUAUAGGAUACUACUUAGAAGCUUUGGUAAUGUUUGGUAUAUUUUGUAAACAACCUUUAAAAGCCAAACUAAAAGGAGUUACAGCAAAUAAUAUAGAUCCGUCUGUAGAUCUCAUAAAAACAUCUAUGCUUCAAACAUUAAAAAGAUUUGUAUUAGAUGAUGAUGAUUUAAACCUGAAAAUUUCCAAAAGGGGCUUGAGGCCACUGGGAGGAGGUGAAGUAACAUUCAGAUGCCCAGUUCGAAAACAGACAAGACCUGUUCAAUUGUUGAAAAAUGGAAUGGUUAAAAGGAUAAGGGGUACAGCCUAUGCCUUAAGAGUUUCGCCUGCUAUAGCUAACAGAAUGGUAGAUAAAGCAAAGGGUGUUCUUUUAAAUUUCAUUCCAGAUAUUUAUAUAAAUACAGAUCAAUGUAGGGGAAAGCAAUCUGGAAAUAGUCCUGGAUUUGGAAUACACUUAGUAGCUGAAACAACUGAGGGAGUUCAUUAUUCAGCAGAGCAGUUCUUAUAUUAUUGUAUUUUUAUAGUAGUGGUUUGUUUCAUUAACGCUGAGUUAAGUUUGACUUCUCUCUUUAGACUGUUCCACAACCAUGUAGCAAAUGAUGAAGAUCCUUCAAUACCAGAAGAUUUGGGAGUAGCUGCAGCUCACAGAUUAUUAUAUGAGAUAUAUCUGGGUGGCGUAGUAGAUUCUACAUCUCAAUCAUUGGCAAUUUUAUGCAUGGCAUUGGGAGAUAAAGAUGUCUCUAAACUAGUAACUGGUCCUUUAUCAGAGUAUUCAAUAUGGUUUUUGAGGCAUUUGAAAGACUUUUUUGGAGUUACCUUUAAAUUAGAACCGUUUGUUGAAGAAGAAUCUAGUAGUGGUCAAGGAUCAUCAAAAGUGUUACUUACUAGUAUAGGAAUUGGGUAUACGAAUAUAAGCAAAAGAACUAUGUAA
Molecule: messenger RNA, 1434 nt
Organism: Diabrotica balteata
Lineage: Eukaryota; Metazoa; Arthropoda; Insecta; Coleoptera; Chrysomelidae
Source: the annotation of a GenBank genome assembly